AUGAACAACCUUGAACCUGAACUCUUUGCUCACUACAAGCAACUCCAAAAGGAAGAGCCUCUCCUCAAGGAGAAUCCACAUCGUUUCGUUCUAUUCCCAAUCGAAUAUGCAAAGGUCUGGGAAAUGUACAAGAAGGCCCUUGCCAGCUUUUGGACUGCUGAGGAAGUUGAUCUCCAUACCGACAUUGCUCAAUGGGACACUCUCAAUGGCAAUGAGCAACACUUCAUCAAGACAGUAUUGGCUUUCUUUGCUGCCUCCGAUGGUAUUGUGAAUGAGAACUUGUGCCAACAAUUCAUGGCAGAAGUCCAACUUCCAGAAGCAAGAUGUUUCUAUGGCUUCCAAAUUGCCAUUGAGAACAUUCACGCUGAGAUGUACUCGACUUUGAUUGAAACUUAUAUCAAGGACACUAGAGAAAGACAUCGUCUCUUCAACGCCAUUGAUACAGUUCCAUCUGUUCAAAAGAAGGCUCGUUGGGCUCUGAAAUGGAUCAACUCUGACAACUUGUUCGCUGAACGAUUGAUUGCUUUUGCUUGUGUGGAAGGAAUCUUCUUCAGUGGUUCAUUCUGUUCCAUCUUUUGGAUGAAGAAGAGAGGUUUGAUGCCUGGAUUGACCUUUUCUAAUGAAUUGAUUUCUAGAGAUGAGGGAUUGCAUACUGACUUUGCUUGUCUCUUGUAUUCCAUGCUCAAAUAUACCAAAUUGCCACAAAAGGUUAUUCACUCAUUGGUCAGUGAAGCUGUCGAGAUUGAGAAGGAAUUUAUUAGAGAAUCUCUGCCUGUGGACUUGAUUGGUAUGAACUCUCGCCUCAUGCAACAAUACAUUGAAUUUGUUGCUGAUCGAUUACUCGUCUCUAUUGGUUACGAUAAGAUUUACAUGGUACAAAACCCAUUCGAUUGGAUGAACAUGAUUUCAGUGUCUGGUAAGACCAACUUCUUUGAGAAGAGAGUCGGUGAAUACGCCAAGGCAAACAUUAUGUCGCCAAAGAGAGAGAAAGUCUUUAGAUUGGACGAUGAUUUUUAA
Naegleria lovaniensis is the source of this 1017-nucleotide messenger RNA. RefSeq lists its product as uncharacterized. Gene Ontology annotation, molecular function: oxidoreductase activity. The record is from RefSeq and is a predicted model, not a curated record. Lineage: Eukaryota; Heterolobosea; Eutetramitea; Acrasida; Naegleriidae. The transcript has a single exon. Gene Ontology annotation, biological process: deoxyribonucleotide biosynthetic process. The coding region runs from base 1 to 1017 and encodes 338 amino acids.